Messenger RNA from Salvia hispanica, 1014 nucleotides. The record is from RefSeq and is a predicted model, not a curated record. NCBI's taxonomy places the organism in Eukaryota, Viridiplantae, Streptophyta, Magnoliopsida, Lamiales, Lamiaceae.
ACCACCAUAAAGAAUUAAAUCUCCAAAAUCAUUGCAAAAUAACCAGUCGUGCAGCAAUGGAAGCUCAAGGUCAAGGCGACGAAUUUGCAAUUGGAUGCCUACUUUCAAUCAAAACGACUCUCGGCGAAGAAUUCCAGUCCCAAGUCAUCUCCUUUGACCGCCCUUCUAAUCUCCUCAUCCUUCAAGAGGAAUCAAAAUCUGGGGCAGGCCCAAAGAGGAAUAUUAGGUUGCUCAAGGCUAAUUACAUUAAAGAAUUCACUUUUUUAGGGCAAGGUGAAGACCCCCUUGAUGUAAACAAGUGUUUUCUCGAUCUCAAUACUCUUCAGUCCAAAGAAGAGUCUGCUAUUAGACAAGCUGAGGCUGAGGCAGAGAGGAUUGGUGUGGGAGUUACACCACAAGCUCAAAGUCUUUUUGAUGCUUUGUCCAAAACGCUCCCUGUUCGCUGGGAUAAAAGCACGAUUGUUGUUAUGAACGAGGUCAGAGUUAGCAGCCCUUAUCUCCCUGAAUCAGUUAGCGGAGGAACCCCUGCUGCCAAUGAACGUGUGCGAAAAGUGGUCGAGUUUGAGAAGAAGAGAUUGCAAUCUCGCUAUGGCGGUCAAUGAAGAAAUUAGCAAAAAUUUCGUGGAGGUAGUUUCUCUGAACUUAAUGAAGAGAGAGAGCAUGACAUAUGAGUUUCUCUUGAUCCAGAUCCAAAUCCAAAUUAUCCAAGGCCAAGCAUGCAAUAAUUGAUUAGAAUGGGGCGAAUCAAUGACAACGACACCAACUUGUUGCUUGAAAGUGACGUUAUGGCUACAUUAGGCAAAUAACAAAAAUUCCAUUAAAUCAUCCUCGUCAUUUAGCAGGCAAGGAAACAGAGUGUCCACGUGUCAUCUCUCAAUUAGUUAUGUUGAUAGUCAUGUCCCUUGCCUAACCAUUACUUUGGUUCCUCAAAAUCACUUUAUCAUCUACAUGUAAUUGGAAUAUCAAUGUCACGCAUCGAAAAAGUGAUAAAGAUGUUUGGCCGUUCAAUUUUCA